AGGGAGGUAAGUUUGUAAAAACAUCCGCCAAAUACGUGUCUUUGUCAACAUGUGAGCCACGUCUAUCUUGGAGUCUUACCACGUCAACACCCACCGAAUUCCUCGCUUCUCUGCAUACAUACAGAGAAUCUACGUGUUCUCUCUCUCUCUAUAUAUAUAUAUUUAUAAGUAAGUGUAUAUAUAUCUACAUACACAUUUACAUCAAAAUAAUACACACAUACAUUAUAUUUGUAUAUAUUUAAUACUUUCUCGCUCUGUUUGUGUCUGGAAAAAUUACAUCGACCCAGUAAUCAAGCUGUGAUUGCAUAUCUUCGUGGUAUAUUAUACACACUCAGGACUGCCUCUUUCACCAGUGUAUAUAUAUAUAUAUAUAUAUAUAUAUAUAUAUAUAUAUAUAUAUAUAUAUAUAUAUAUAUAUAUAUAUAUAUGUAUGUAUAUAUUUAUACAUCGAUCUAUCCAUCCAUCGAUCCACUGAUCUCUAAAACUGCUGGUUUAAAGAUCUAAAGAAACCCAUUCAUAUAUAUGUGUGUGUGUGUGUGUGAUUAGCUCUUAAGAAGGGCCCUGGUCAUUGUUUUGUUGUGUCCCAACGGAUUUUACUUGGCGACGGCGUUUUGAUAUAAGAACAACGCACACCCGUUUAUCUAUAUAAACCUAGAUUCAAUUCCUCUUGGACUAAACUACCCUCUUUCAGUUAUGUCGAAAUAUAAAGAUAAGCUGGACGGCAAGGAGCUGGACCUCGGUAUGUGCUCUCUGAGCACGAUCAGCGUCCGGGAUAUCGCCCUGUUACCGAGGGCCACGUCUUUGAAUUUAUCCUACAACCGUCUCACCCAGCUACCCAGUAACUUCUGCUCCAGCCUUACGCACCUCACCCGGCUCGAUCUCAGCAACAACAGUCUCACCGAGCUACCGGACGACUUCGGUUCGCUGGUCAACCUCAAGCACUUGGACCUUCUCGGCAACCAGCUGACCCUCUUGCCUCUGACGUUUGGCGAGCUGGCCAAACUGAAGUGGCUUGAUGUGAAAGACAACCCUCUCAACCCAGUGCUGCACAGUGUGGCCGGCGACUGUCUCAACGAUGCCGAGUGCCGCAAGUGCGCCAGCCUGCUGGUCAGCUACAUGAAGCAGUUUCGAGCCGACUUCGAGCGACUGGAAGAGGCCCGUGAGAUAAGAAGGGCGGAGAGAGAAGCUGCCAGGCUGGAAGUUCGACGACAGAAAGAAAAAGCAAAGAAAUUACUUGAAAAAGAAAAACGCAGGAGGGAACAUGAAACGAACAGGAUUCUUGAAGCUUCUGCACA
This is a messenger RNA of Octopus bimaculoides (California two-spot octopus), 1295 nucleotides long. RefSeq lists its product as uncharacterized. Lineage: Eukaryota; Metazoa; Mollusca; Cephalopoda; Octopoda; Octopodidae. The record is from RefSeq and is a predicted model, not a curated record. Gene Ontology annotation, molecular function: protein binding.